Messenger RNA from Clavispora lusitaniae ATCC 42720, 750 nucleotides. NCBI's taxonomy places the organism in Eukaryota, Fungi, Ascomycota, Pichiomycetes, Serinales, Metschnikowiaceae. The record is from RefSeq and is a predicted model, not a curated record.
AUGCCCUCAAAACUUUCGAGUUCCGAAGUAUACAAGGAUUACCGAACUACUUCAAAGCAUCUAGCGUACUUGGCUCCUCCGAACGAAGCUGACAAGGAUAUUUUGGCCCUCGAUAUCCCAUUGUUAUAUCUACUACCUCGAGAUAUAACUCCAAGUUUUUUCACGCCUACAUGGGAUGCCUCUCUAGUUCAUAUGCUUGUGGUGGAUUUUACUGGAGGUGGUUUGCCUUCAGCAGAGUUGAGGUGCUCCAUAUCCUUCUUCAUACCCAUCCAAUCCUUUGACUUGCUACCCUUAUAUCGCCAGUUCCGUGAACCGGCACACGAAACCCAUACUUCACGCGAUAGACAUACGGAAGCCCUAUUUACGCUUCCAGUUACAUGUGCCGGACCCCAAGACCAAUUUUCAGUGGAUCUCAAAGUGCGGGCCAAUCCAAUGCUCAACAAGCGUGUGAAAGGCUUGACGUUGAAGCUGAUAUCUGUCAAACUAAAAGAGGUGCUAGAAUGUUUCGAUGGGGGACUCCCAGCCCACAAGGAAGUGGAACUUCUAACCUUUUCCAAGGAUUACGAUAAGCUUCUCACUACAGAAGGUGUCUCAGAAACGCUUUCUUUUGUUUUCCCGUCUGAGAACGACUGGCUCGCUUUAUAUGACAGUUCUUACAGGUUUGAAGAAGGCACUGUGGCCAAUGCUUCCGCCACCUUCAUCCGGGACGAAAAACUAUACCAAGCCUAUUGCAGGCAUUCCGCUCACUAA